GGCCGGGCCGGCCACCCGCGCACCACCGCCGCGCGGCCGGGACACAGCUUCCCGGCGAGGGGUCGCUUCCAGGAGGUGUUGGGCUUGACUCUUGGCUUCUCGCGACUUGGAACGAAAGUGGACAGAUUAUCCGGAAAGGGAAGCCACGGCUUCCUUUAGAAAAGGGGGUGAGAACAGUUUCUGAGCAAGAACUCAGUCAGGGAGGGACCCUAAGCCUCAUUCCCCAUCCCACCCCGCCUUUUUUUAAAGACAGGGUCUCCGGCAAGGUAGUUCAGACGGCCUUGAGCUCACUCUGUGGCCCAGGCUGGUCUUGAACUCACAGCGAUCCUCCUGCCUCAGCCUUCGGAAUGCAGAGACGCGCCGAGGUGUGCCAGCACACCUGGCCUGUUAAGUCUCUCUCCUAAGGCGAGCUAAAAAAUUAUGUUUGGUCGUCAUAAUUCUUUCUCAAGAGACAUAAAGAGCCCUGUGUUUUCACAGCUGUCCUGGCUUGGAAGAACAGUUAGGAGAUUGAAGAUUUAGCCGUGCAAGUGCGUGUAUUUCCUCCAUCAAGCACUUGAAAGCUGUGGCAGAGCCUGUAACUUCUGCUUUGAAAUCCUAGAGUCCUGGAAUUGCAAAAGCUGUUAGUUGCGAGACAUUUAUCUGGUGAGAGUAAAGGCAAGGUCAGUUAGAAUAAUUCAUUUUGAGAAAAGAAAUAUAAACAAAUACAGUGAGGAAAUCUUCUCCUUAGAGUUUUCCUUAAUGAAUAAGUUUUUCUUUGUGACUUUUUGCUUUCUGAUACCGUGGCCGAAGGUAUUUUAAAUUAUAACAUUGAUACGGGGAAAAUGCCACCCUCUAAGUACCUCUGCUAAAAUGCUGCUCUCGUUUUAAAGGCCUUGAAAGGACUGUUUCCAGGAUGUCGCUUCCUGAUUGUGGAUAUUAGUAAUCCUCACUGUUCAUAACUGAUGUCAGUAAAAUUAUGUUAGCCAUACCUUCUCAAACGUGAAGGAAAGUUAAGGAAGAAUACUGGCAGGUAAUUUAAAUAAUUUAUUAGAUGAUUCCUAAAAAUUAGGGCGUUCUGACUGAGUGUGGUGGUACAUGUCUGUCAUCUCAGCCCUCGGGCAGGAGGAUCACUGUGAGUUCCAGGCCAGCCUGGGCUACGCAGAGAGUUUGAGGCCACCUGAACUCCAUAGUGAGACCCUCUCUUAAAAAAAAAAAAAAAUACAAUGAAAAACUUUAAAAACACUUAAAAUGUGGGUAAUAUUGCACAAUUCUCUAUAAUAUAAAAAGUUAUUCUUUCUUGUCUUUUUUCUCAACUUCUCUUACCUGUGCUUUUAUUCCUUUUUUUUUUUGGUACUGAGGAUCGAACUUGAGACCUUGCGCUUAUGAGGCAGGCGGUGGAACCACUGAGCUAAAUCCCUGGCCGCUGCCUUUAUUCUUACAGUAACAGGGUUGAAUAUUUCCAUUUUAUUUUAUAACUGUUGUUCAAGUAUUUUGUAUUUUGAAGACCUAGAAAGUUCAGUCUAAAAGAUAAAAGCCAAUAAUAGUGCACUGUAAACAGAAUUCUGUUUAUAGCAAGGUCUGAUUGUAUACUGUGAUUACUUUUUCUCCUUUUGGUCCAAUGUCAUGUGUAGUUUUCCUUUUCUACUUAGAAUAAAAUGUUUCCAGCAGCACAGCCGGGUAAGUAUUUGCUUUUUUUCUUUCUCUCCCUUCUUCCUUUCUUCCUCCCUUCUUCCCUCUCUUCCCUCUCUUCUUCCUUUCCUCCUCCUUCCCUCUGUUCUCUACUUCUUUCCCUCCCCACCUGUCGUCUUCCCUUCCUCUCUAUGACCCCUCCCAUAAUUUACUCAAAAUUAUGCCACACUUCUGUUUGCUUAUAAUCCUUAGGGUGAAGCACCUUCAAAUGCCAGAAAACUGGGGAGAACUUAGUCCGGGUGCCCACAACAGCAGACCAAGUUCCCUCUUUCUCUGGAGGGCCCGUUCAGACCUUUUAAAGUGCAGUGAUCUUCAGUGCUUGCCCUGAGGUUCUGUCUCAGCUGCCGUGUGUGCACAGGAGUCAGGGGCAGGGGCGCCAGGACAACAGUCACCUUUGUCUUAACAGCAGCCUCUCCCCUCGUAGGCUCGCCUCCCCCCUUCUGCUGUGCAGGUCGCACCUUCAUCCUGCAGCUCGCUCUCUCUUUUUGGUACUGGGAAUUGAACUCAGGACCUUGAGAUUGUGAGGCAGAUGAGGUGCCACUGAGCUAAAUCCCCAGCCCGAAUCCUGCAACUCUCUUGCUUAUUCUAGGUUAGCAUUUUUUUCUGUCUUAGCCUUCUGUAUACUUCUGUGAAUUUUUAGUCUUCCGGAAAUUGUUGAAUCUCCUGUACAGAUUGCUCCCUUAACUGGGUUUCUUCCCCCUCCUCCCCUCCCCUCUUCCAACUCUCUUCUUCUUCCUCUUCUCCCCACUCCCUCCUUCCCUUGCUCUCUACCCUUUCCCCCUCCAGCCCCUCCCCUCCCCUCCCCUCCCCUCCACUUUCUUCUUUCUCCUUGGAGAUCAGGUCUCGAUAUAUUAUCCAGCAAUGGCUAUAUAGCCCAACCUGGCUUUGACCUUCUGCCUCAGCCUCCCAAAAGCCAGGAUUAAAGGUCUGUGCCAUUACACUUGGCUGGGUUUAUUCUUUUGCAUUCAUUUUAAAGGGCUCAUGGGAUGGACAAGACACUGUGUGUGUUGAGUCUGUUUCUGGGCAGCUGGAAGUAGCGUGCUCAUCCCCAGUGGAGUCCGACCUUAGGUGCAGUCUUCUAGACUGAGUGUCUUUGUGGUCUGUUAACUAUCACUUGGGCCCAUGAGACAAACUGUUCUCUCAGGCAGUUGAGACAGACUAUGUCUGAAUUUGGUGUAAUCAGUUUGGACUAACUAUAGGUCCACAUCUCUCAAUGGGAUUGUGAGGCAAAUGAAAACAUUUGAGUAGAAACCCUUUAGGUAAAUAAUUCAAGAAAUUUGAAGAGAUUGAACCUAGGAAAGAUCUGGUAGUUGGUACUCUGUGCAGCAUGGUGGCAGGAUCUGUAAUAACAUGUACAGUCUGAUUGAAUUUUACCUGAUAUGUAUUGGACAGUGGGAUUUAAUCCAUUGCAAGUUCCUUUUUUGGAAGAGUUUUAUUUUUUGGUGAUGACCUUUUCUUGAUUCUCACAAUGGAUAAAGGGGAUAUAUUUCUUAUUGGCUUAUGUACCUUGGACUCUGCAAUCCGGAGAAUAUACAGCUAUUUCCAGACUACCAUGACACACUUUUUACAUUUGUAAAAUUUCUAUCUCCUAAUCUUUUCUUCUGUGACAUUUUCUGUUAUUUUCAGGCCUUUCUAAAAUAAAGCAUUAACCAAUAUUGUCCACUUUUUGAAAAAGGAGAUGUUUUUAUAUUUGAUUCUUGGGUUUGGCUAAAGUUUAUGUUGCUGCUAAUGUGAGACAAAGAUCUACUCCUCCUUUCAACAAAAUGCCUGUCAUCUAUAUUGAACAAAACACCCUCUCUCCCUGGAAACUGACAUCACCUUUAUCAGUCUAAUAGUUUUAAGUAGUUUCUCACUGAUUCUCCUGAUAGAGAAAAGUUUUAAAGUAAGUUUAGUAGAUUAGCUAUUAAAGUAGUUGUGGAAGCAAAAUAGUGUAUCCCUUUAAAGCUUGCCUUAGCCCAUUGCUUUUGUUGUUUAAAGUGAAGGUUAUAUAGCUCCUUGUAUUUGUAGCUCCACUAUAGAUAACAUCUUAGCCCUGAAGAUCAAAGUGGCAAUCCCUGAACAAACCUGUGAUAUAUGUGCCAUAACAGUCAUGUGUUUAGGACUAUAAUCAGUGACAGAAACCACCUGUGUUUAACCAUUGAGCAGAAAUUGGAACUUUAUUUAACAAAGACCACUAGGUAGGAGAUAAUGACUAACAAAAGCAUAAAAGGUGACUAACAAAGAACGUGGUGCAUGGACACUAACCAGACCAGUUUCUGGAGGUCCUGCCUGCUUGCAAGUAAAACUUUUAUUAUUUUACCUGAAUUCUGUGUCUCCAUGCAUUUCUUUCCGUGAUUCUGGAACAUUUGGUUCGCUGACUGGGAAUUGGAAAUGAAAUAGCCCUUUUGGGCAUUGGCCCAAACCCCACCAGAGGGAGCAGCUCUCUGUCUCCUUGAAAGGAAAGGUGUGCCCCUGGGACUAAUUUCCUAGGCUCCCCAACAGGACACGGAGACCCGCUCACUGGUUGCGGAUUGCCUGAACCCGAGAUGGAGGAUGACAGAAGGAGGGCUGCUGCUGUUGGUGUCUCAUCUGUCUCUUUCCUUUGCUGGGCAUCAGCUUCCACUGUGAAGGAAUGCAGAGCUUCUGAAAGAACAGUCAUAGUUGCUGGUCUUCCUGUUGGCCUUUUCAGUGAUCAACAAUUGGCCACCUUGGUGAAGAAUUACUUCCAGGGUAUGAAGACUGAGGGUGGAGAAGUUGAAGAUGUGAUAUAUCCAACAAGGAUCAAGGGAGUUGCAUAUGUAAUGUUCAAAGAAAGAAAAGUUGCAAAGAGUGUCACCAGACAAAGGAAACACCAUCUAGCAGUGAAGGCUGGACAUGCUCAACUCACGGUCUCUCGCUUUAGCGAGAAGGUCUUCAACUCUGUAAAGGCUACCCUUGAUCUUUCUGUUUUUCGAAGUCGAAUUGUACUAGAAAGCUUGAUAAUGGACCUGAAAAAGAAAAUCCCGAAUUUAAGCUUCAGUUCUUUGGAACUCAGUGGAACAAUCACCGUGGAAGGAUCAUUUCUGGCUAUCAAGAAGCUCAGCGAGUCUUUGCUAUCAAAAGCAAGUUCUGUGUUAGAAAAAAGCACAAAUUUUAUCAGUGAAGGAAGAAAGUGGAGUAGACAAAGCUUCAAAAGGAGUCUGCAGAGAAGUGAUAACUUGGUGGAAACACUGCAGACCUCAGUUCCUGAGACCUCUAGGAGGGGAGAAGUGCUUGUGCUUGACACAGAUGUUUUCCUUUACCUGAAACAUAAGUGUGGAGUUUAUGAAACCAGACUCAACCAAUACCAUAUUCUAAGUCAGGAGAGGGUAGAUGGUGAAGUCACCACCAUUUGUCUGAAAAAUGCUCAAGUUGGUUCUCAGCCAAGCAAUGUACAACAUAUGAGAGAACUCAUCGAGGGAUUGUCCCAGGCUCUUUCCUUUGAGCUCAGAAAAGAGUCUUUCAUUUUUGGAGAAAAGAAAAAUAUCACAAAAAGAAAUAUUGAAUGGGCCUGUGAACAACUACAUUCAAGAUUCAGUAAGGUUCUGAUUAAUUUUUAUAGGACACACAUUGACAUUAUAGGAUCCUCUUCUGAUGUAUACCAAUUUAAAAAUGAAGUUAUGAAAUUAAUAGGGCAAAAGGUUAGUUAAUAAAAUCUCAGUCGUAGUAAUGAUA
Messenger RNA from Heterocephalus glaber (naked mole-rat), 5340 nucleotides. It is a transcript of the gene Rbm43, whose product is annotated as RNA binding motif protein 43. Gene Ontology annotation, molecular function: nucleic acid binding. NCBI's taxonomy places the organism in Eukaryota, Metazoa, Chordata, Mammalia, Rodentia, Bathyergidae. The record is from RefSeq and is a predicted model, not a curated record.